AUGACGGAAGUAGUAACAAAUUAUAAACUUGUUACUUUAGACAAUGAGUAUGAGAGUAUAAAUGAAAAUGAAUAUUUUGAGUUGUUAGCCAAACCUGAAGCCGAAGAACCAGUUUUGUUGGGUAGUUUACUUACUACAUGUAAAACAACUAUGAAAGUAACUAUUAAAAGAUGGCAUACAGUAUCAUCUUGGCAUUGGGAUGUCAAUGAGGAGAGUUGUGGUAUUUGUAGAAUGGCAUUCGAUGGUUGCUGUGUAGAUUGCAAGUUCCCAGGUGAUAACUGUCCUCCAGUGUGGGGAGUAUGUAAUCAUGCAUUUCAUAUGCAUUGUAUUUUAAAAUGGUUAAAUUCAAACAGUCAACAACAAUGUCCUAUGUGUAGAGCAGAGUGGCAUGCAAAAGUAAAGAUAUAA
Heterostelium album PN500 is the source of this 408-nucleotide messenger RNA. RefSeq names its product anaphase promoting complex subunit 11 (gene anapc11). Bases 1 to 408 code for a protein of 135 amino acids. The record is from RefSeq and is a predicted model, not a curated record. Gene Ontology annotation, molecular function: ubiquitin protein ligase activity; zinc ion binding; cullin family protein binding. Gene Ontology annotation, cellular component: nucleus; anaphase-promoting complex. Lineage: Eukaryota; Evosea; Eumycetozoa; Acytosteliales; Acytosteliaceae. Gene Ontology annotation, biological process: protein ubiquitination; anaphase-promoting complex-dependent catabolic process; positive regulation of mitotic metaphase/anaphase transition. The transcript has 8 exons.